Medicago truncatula (barrel medic) is the source of this 1072-nucleotide messenger RNA. RefSeq lists its product as uncharacterized. The coding region runs from base 161 to 943 and encodes 260 amino acids. The transcript is spliced from 2 exons. The record is from RefSeq and is a predicted model, not a curated record. NCBI's taxonomy places the organism in Eukaryota, Viridiplantae, Streptophyta, Magnoliopsida, Fabales, Fabaceae.
GUUAGAUCUUGUCUCUUCCUUCCUUAUCUUAGGAUUUGCUUUGUCCUCUCUUUCCCUUUCAUUCCACAUAUAAAUACAUAUAUAUUAACCUUAUAAAUUAUUGUAACCUAUAGUUUUCUAAAGUAGAAUUGAAAUUGAAAUUGGUAGCUACUAAACAUAUAUGAUGGAGAAGGAAGUCAUGGUGGCACUACCUUCCAUAGAUUUCAAUUUCAAUUUCAAUACUAACUUCUCUUCAACCCCUUACAUCAAAGAUAUUGAUGAACAUGAACCCAUCAACAACAAUGAUGAAAAUGAUUUUGAAUUCAACUUCAAUACUCAUCUCCCAAGAUCUUCUCUUUCUGCUGAUGAACUUUUCCAUGCUGGAAAAAUUCUCCCUCUCAACCUCAUUGAUUCUGAUAUUCAUCAUCAUCAACAAGAAACAAAGAAAAAGUUAGUAGAAGAUUUAGCACAACAAGAAAAGAAGCUUGCAUGUAAAGAAAGAUCUUCAUCAUUUUCAAUUCUAUCUUGUCGUAGUAAUAAUACAAAAUAUUCCAAACUAUCCCAUGAUGUUUUUUCACAUGAAAAAGUCAAAGGUAGUUCCAACAACAUUAAACAAUCCGAAACUUCAACUUUUUCAUCCUUUUUGUCAACAAUUUCAUUCACAAAAGGGUAUAGAAAAUGGAGAUUCAAAGAUUUUCUACUAUUUCGAAGUGCUUCAGAAGGAAGAGGUUCAGACAAAGAUCCUCUGAGGAAAUAUAGAGUGUUGUCUAAAACAACAGUGUACGAGGAUGUCGGUAACUCUAGCUUCCGGUCUGUUGAGAAUUCCGGUUCGGUUUCUAAACGGAGAAAACCGGUUUCGGCUCAUGAGUUGCAUUAUACAUUGAACCGGGCUGCUUCUGAGGAAUUGAAGAGGAAAACUAUGUUGCCUUAUAAACAAGAAAACUCGUCAUUACGUUUCUCUUAAGUGUGUAUCGAGAAGCUUUUCUUAUCCUUUCGGAAAACUCAUCAGGUUAUGAGAUUGGAAUUCCUAUAGUGAACAUAUUCUAAUGCCUACAAAAUCAACACUUUAUUAAAAACAAAAUCGGUGAUGAAA